CAAGCGAAACAUUGAAAACCUCAUCCCUCUGUGUUCAAUACGCCACAUGUGUGUACUGGUUAACGUUUUAAAGCGUACUGAACGGCGGAUUGAAGCUGGUUGAAGUUGCUGAUGCUGCUUUGCACCCCCAAACCGCUAACAAAAAGAGAGACCUAGGGAUUUGCAUAUAGUUACAUUGAAUAUUCACAGCAAACUGAAGCAACAAUCUAAUUUUAUUUCUGAAAGUCGCAUUCUCAAAAUAAACCGAUAUCUUCGCCUGAUUUAGCCUACUGCGGCUCGCAUCCUGCCACACUCUCCCUUCCAGCUCUAUCUAAGCAUCCAUAUUUUUUGUUCAUCCCUGUGUGGGGGUAUAGGGAGUGGCAACCUGAUAAAUCAACCGAUCCGCGGACCCCUCUCUAGGAAAAAAGCAAGUUCGCCGCUUUUUGGACACGUUUAUGCGUAAAUUGGAUAUAAAAAGCUAAAAUGGAGAGGUAUUGCCACCAUUCCGACUUCUAGUGCCUCAAACCGAAAGCCUUAAUCCCUGCACUUCUCCCUGUACAUGAUGAACAUGCUGAAGUCCAGUGGACUGAAGAUCCCUGGCAGGGGCCCAAAGCACUCCCCUGGCCCUGUGGGACGAACCUCUGCUGGGGGGUCCGCUUCCGGCACUGUGGGCCAGAAAGACAACUCCCCACACAAGCAGACCUCCCCACUCCCCAGCAGCAAUGCCUCAGACAAGUCAAGCUCUAAGACAUCCGAGGUGGGAGACGACGUCCUUGGGGACUACGUGGUUGGCGAACGUGUCUGGGUCAACGGGGUCAAACCAGGCGUCAUUGCCUACCUGGGUGAGACCCAGUUCGCCCCAGGACAGUGGGCUGGGGUGGUCCUCAAUGACCUGUUGGGGAAAAAUGACGGCUCUGUGGGCGGCGUGCGCUACUUUGAGUGCCAGCCCCACCAGGGCAUCUUCACGCGCCCUUCCAAGCUCACCCGGCAACCGGUGGGCGACGGAAGCGAAGUCCACUCCACUGAUUCGCUGACAGCUCAGAACCUGACACUCCAUGGCGGCAAUGGCACUUCGCCUGCUGGUCAGCGUGUGGCUAUGCCACUCAGGGAGGGCAUGCUCAACAGCUCUGUGAAGACAGGUAACGAGUCAGGUUCCAACAUGUCCGACAGUGGCUCGGUCAAGAAAGGCGGGGAUAAGGACCUUCGAGUGGGAGACCGUGUGCUGGUGGGGGGCACUAAGACAGGAGUGGUGCGCUACGUGGGGGAGACUGACUUUGCCAAAGGUGAGUGGUGCGGCGUGGAGUUGGACGAGCCCCUGGGGAAGAACGACGGUGCAGUCGCUGGAACCAGGUACUUCCAGUGUCCGCCCAGGUUUGGCCUGUUCGCACCCAUCCACAAGGUGAUCCGCAUCGGCUUCCCCUCCACCAGCCCAGCCAAGACCAAGAAGAGCAAGCGGAUGGCCAUGGGGGUGUCGUCGCUAGCCCACAGCCCCAGCAGUUCAUCCAUCAGCUCUGUUAGCUCUGUGGCUUCCUCGGUGGGCGGACGGCCAAGCCGCACUGGCCUGCUCACGGAGACGUCGUCGCGCUAUGCCCGCAAGAUCUCUGGCACCACUGCGCUGCAGGAGGCACUGAAGGAGAAACAGCAGCACAUCGAGCAGCUGCUGGCCGAGCGGGACCUGGAGCGGGCCGAGGUGGCCAAGGCCACCAGCCACAUCUGUGAAGUAGAGAAGGAGCUCAACGCCCUCAAGGCCCAGCACCUGCAGUAUGUCACAGAGACAGAGAGCAACCUCCAUCAAGUCAAAACUCUGAUGGCCAGCACUCAGAAGGACAAAGUAGAGCUAGCCAAUCAGCUUGAAGAAGAGAAAAGGAAAGUGGAAGACCUUCAGUUCAGAGUGGAGGAGGAGUCCAUCACCAAAGGAGACCUUGAGACUCAGACGAAAUUGGAGCAUGCCCGUAUUCGGCAACUUGAGCAGAAUCUGUUCCUCGAAAAGUCGAGAGCAGAAAAGCUUCAGAAAGAAUUAGAGGGAAGACGCAGACUUGAUGCGGCACCCUUGAGGUUGGAUAAAAGAACCAAGCAAAGCACAGUUGAGGAGAAGAGCCAUGUAAUGCAGCUGGAGGAGGAGCUGGCCCUGAGGCAGGCCGAGAUCGAGGAGCUCCAGGUCCAGCUUAGGGACCCCGACUCUCACCCCAACACGGCCGAGGACGGGUACCCCACCCAGGGGCCAGUGGCCCAGUCGGAGACCUUCCUGCUCCGGGAGCAGCUCCUGACAGCGGGUCGGGAGCACCACAAGGAGAGCAGCCAGCUGAGGGAGAAGUACGAGGUGGCAGUGGUGGCAGGCCAGGAGGAGACAAACAGACUAAAAGCCAUGGUGGACAAACAGAGCCAGGAGAUCAUCGAUUUGAAGCAGAGAGUCCAGCAGGCCACUACAGAGAACAUGGAGAUGAUGGACAACUGGAAGGUCAGGCUGGACACACUGGUCAACGACCACCAGCGCUCUCUGGAGGACCUGAAGACCUCGCUAUCUAGCCAGAACGGCUCGGCCGAGGGCCAAGAGCAGGACCCUCAGGAGCUGAGGACCACCCUGGAAAGUCUGCGCAUGGAGCACCAGUUGGAGCUGGAGAACCUCAAGGCCAGACACGAGAUCGAGGCAGCUGUGCUGGCCAAAGAGCGUGAGGAUCUGCGCUCCCGCCUGCAGGACGCCAAGGACCAGCUGGGCGAGAGCAGCCAGAAUGGGAAAAACCAGGCCCAGACGGAGGCCAGAAGCAACCAGCUGACCCUGGAGCUGAGAGAUGCCCGGGAGGAGCUUCAGAAGGCCCAGCUGAGGGUGGGCGAGGUGGAGAGGCAGAAGGGAGAGAAGGACGGGGCCCAGGAUGAGCUCCGGGAGCGCCUUGAGCUGGCUGAGAAGAAGAUGGUGGAUUAUGAGGCCCUGCAGAAAGCUGAGGCCCAGAGUCGGGCCGAGCUCCACAGCCUGGAGGAAAAGCUGAGGGUGACUGAGAACCGACUGCAGGCGGUGCAGGAUGACCAUCACAUGCCACAAGAUGCCAACGUUAUAGAAAAUAAUGACAUCUCAGAGGAGAAGAUUAAGCUAAAACAGAAUGUUGAAGAAACUAUGGAGAACCUGACCAAAAGAGAAAAAGAGGUCUCCACUCUCACGUCACAGUUUGAUGCCCUCAAAUCACAGAUAACUGCCUUGGAGGGCAAAGUUCGCUCAGGUGAGAAGAAGGCUGACACCCUGGUCAAGGAGAAGAUGCGCCUGGAGGCCGACCUUGAGUCCAUGACCAAGAAGUCCCAUGAUGCAUCGGGACAGCUGGUCGUCAUUAGCCAGGAGUUACUGAAGAAGGAGAGGAGUCUGAACGAGCUGAGGGUGUUACUUCUGGACUCCCCUCGCCACUCGCUUGGCCUGGACCGAGACCUGAGCCGAGAGGUGCACAAGGCGGAAUGGAGGGUGAAGGAGCAGAAACUCCAGGAUGACAUCAAGACCCUGAGAGACAAACUGCUCCUGCUGGGCAGGGAGAGGGGCUCGUCCCCAGACCACCGGCGCUACUCUAUGCUGGACCCGUCGGCUCUGGACUCGGAGGUGAGCCGUCUGCGCCAGCGGCUCCUGAGCACCGAGGAGGCCCUGAGGGGAGCUCUGGAGCACAACCAGGAAGUGGACCAGCUGGUGCAAGCCAUGCGCACGCACCCAGACAAGACCCAGGUGCAUGGUGGUGCAAAUUCAGCCAAUGGGAUUUAUCAACAGGAUUCUUCCUUUACUCAAGAUGUAGGUAUUAAUUCAUCAUUAUAAACUGGAUAGGCUGGAUUCUGGAUGCUGAUUAGCUGAAAGCUGUGGUAUAUCAGAAGAUAUACCACGGGUAUGAUGCAGAAUGACUUGUUUACUGUUCUAAUUAUGCUAAUAAUAGUUUAUAAUAGCAAUAAGGCACCUCAGGGGUUUGUGUUAUAUGGCCAAUAUACCACGGCUAAGGGCUGUAUCCAGCAGGUAUCUUGCAUGUUGCGUCGUGCAUAAGAAAAGCCCUUAGCCGUGGUAUAUUGGCCAUAUACCACACCUCCUAUAUCAAUCACACAUGUUCUAUGUCACAUCAAUUAAAUGUAUCUUAGCUCCAUAGAUCAGUUAAAUAUAAACUCACUGUCUAGAGAUUCACUGAAUGCAUGUUGCACUUUUUUAUUAUUUAUUGCCAUUCCCACAAUGAGUUACAUAAAUACAACAUUAAUGGCUUGCUUACCGAACACAGAUAAAGCCUAGUUCUAGACCAGGGGCAGGCAGCCCUGGUCCUGGAGUGCCGCAAGCACUUCAUGUUUUGGAUUUAAGAAGACCAGGUGUGUUGAAUUUAGAAGACCAGGUGCGUUGAAUUUAGACCAUCACUGAACUGAUCAAUUAGCUCAGUUGGUCAGGUGUGGUGCCUAAUUGGAACAAAAUCCUGCGGCACUCCAGGAACAGGGUUGCCUACCCGUUCUAGACUUAAAAGCAUGCUCAAUAGAGAAUCUCCAUUUAAUCUGUGCCAUAAAUUAAUAUUCUGAAGUAUGUAUUUGAUAGAUUAUUUGAACUUUUUCUUCUUCAACUUCAUGGCUUCCUCCCCAGGAACAACACUAAUAUAGGAGAAGAAGAGCCCAUCUUGAAUUGGGGAAAUGCAUAGCUACAUUUGAAAAGAAAAAUAAGUCACUACGACGUUAAGACUUGGGACUAGCACUCCAUUGGACUCCAGACGCCAUUUUCUGUUUACAGUUACUACCAAAACAAUGACUACCAAAACAAUGACUCUCAAUAUGUACAUUUAAUCUGUUGCAAAAAAUAAAAUCACCUAUUAGACAAUUUUAAGACAGAUCAAAGAUACUGUAAAAUGGACAUGGAGGUGAAUAAUAAAUCGGUACGACCUUUGUAAACUGAUACCUACCCUGCAGACUACCUCCAAGGAUGGUAUUGGACAUGGGAGAACCUUUUAUGGUAGUUUAUUAGAGAUCAUGACCCUACAACUCAUGAGAAACUAUUUUGUGAAUUACUAAUUGUGACUCCAGAGAAUGGAUUGACUCUGGUGUCUGAUUGAAAGCAAAGAAGAAGAAUUUGGCCUCAAUCCACCACUUUUUGUUAUUUAUUUGCCACACUACUUUUGAACCUUCUUAGAGUACUGUAGCUGAUUUGAUUUGGCCAGUUACGUUCAGAACAAUUUUCUCAAGCUCCUCCUCUUGCUCUGUAGCGAACGUGAUUGAAACGAUUAUGCUGCUGGAUUUUGGCUGAUGUUGUGAAAUAGCUGCAUUAUCAGAAUUGUGCAUACUGUAAACGUGUAUUUAGCCAACUGAACCAAUCCAACUCAGCGCCGUAUUUGCAUCAAAUAGCUAUCCGUUUAAUGGUUUACUAAUUUGAACUGAGUUAUCCAUUCAUUUCACUAUGGCUUCACUAGAUAGUGGGAAACCGUACCACUUUGUAGUGUUUCCAUAAACAGGGGUUUUAAAAAAUACCAGUAUUAACUUCUUAUUGUUGAUCAUUUAUCUAAAGACAUUUGACCAUGCCAUGGGAUAACUUUGUCCUUUGAUUAGAGUAGGCCACUCAAGGGCUAUUUGGAGCACAAUCCAAACAAUGGAAUGUUCUAUGAUGUAUCCCAAAUGGCACCCUGUUCCCAAUAUAGUGCACAACUUCUGACUAGAGCCCUAUGGACCCUGGUCAAAAGUAGUGAAAUAUAGUGCUAUUUAUGACACAACCCUACUGUAACUGCUCCCUCCCUUGGUUGAAGAACACACAUCUGGAUGACGUUUAAACAAAUCCUAAUCAUAACGUACAGAAUUGAUACAUUAUGGUCUUCCAAAUGAUAUCAUCUCCAUUUAACAAGCCAACAGGGAAAUACUAAGUGUAGUCCAUUACUGUAUUUACGGGAUAUUGGUUGACAUUCUGGUCUGUCUCAAAUGGCACCCUAUUCCCUAUAUAGUGCACUACUUUUUGGCACUGGUCAAAAGUAGUGCACAGUAUAGGGAAUAGCAUGCGAUUUGAAAUGCACUGUCUUUGGGAGAACAUUAUCUUGAUGUGAGUAAUGUGGAAUGUAAGACUUGGGAUUGACAUUGCUUGGACAAAGUGUUGGGCUGGCCCUCGCUCAGCGAAACUGAAGCUACAAACUGUCAUUGGAAAAUGUAUAUUGCCUUUUUUCAGAUGGGAAACACUUCAUACCCUUUAUUGCUGUAAUGAUUUCUGAGAUUGAGUCAUUAAAUAUUAACAAUGUG
Oncorhynchus masou masou (cherry salmon) is the source of this 6183-nucleotide messenger RNA. RefSeq names its product CAP-GLY domain containing linker protein 2 (gene clip2). Gene Ontology annotation, molecular function: microtubule plus-end binding. The record is from RefSeq and is a predicted model, not a curated record. Gene Ontology annotation, biological process: cytoplasmic microtubule organization. The coding region runs from base 539 to 3763 and encodes 1074 amino acids. The transcript has 18 exons. Gene Ontology annotation, cellular component: cell cortex; microtubule plus-end; nucleus. Lineage: Eukaryota; Metazoa; Chordata; Actinopteri; Salmoniformes; Salmonidae.